Messenger RNA from Fukomys damarensis (Damara mole-rat), 4787 nucleotides. RefSeq names its product aldehyde oxidase 2-like. The coding region runs from base 76 to 4599 and encodes 1507 amino acids. The record is from RefSeq and is a predicted model, not a curated record. Lineage: Eukaryota; Metazoa; Chordata; Mammalia; Rodentia; Bathyergidae. The transcript has 36 exons. Gene Ontology annotation, molecular function: oxidoreductase activity; FAD binding; 2 iron, 2 sulfur cluster binding.
UCUGCCCACCCGGCUCUGCCUCACUGCCGGCUCCCACUCUCCUCUCCUCCUGUGGACAGACAGCUCAGCCCAGCCAUGUCUCCCAGCUCCAAUGAGCUGAUUUUCUUCGUGAAUGGGAGGAAGGUGACAGAGAGCAAUGUGGACCCAGAAGUGACCCUGCUGACCUUCCUGCGGAGGAACCUGGGCCUCACAGGAACCAAGUCAGCCUGUGGAGGUGGAGGCUGCGGUGCCUGCACCGUGAUGCUGUCCCGGCAUGACCCAGCCUCGGGGAAGCCAAGACACUUCUCCGUGACCGCCUGCCUAGUGCCCUUGUGCUCGCUGCACGGGGCGGCCGUCACCACCGUGGAAGGCGUGGGGAGCAUCAGGACCAGGGUCCACCCCGUGCAGGAGAGGGUCGCCAAGAGCCACGGCACGCAGUGCGGCUUCUGCACCCCCGGGAUGGUGAUGUCGCUGUACACGCUGCUACGCAACCACCCGCAACCCACAGAGGAGCAGCUCCUGGAGGCCCUGGCGGGGAACCUGUGUCGCUGCACCGGGUACCGGCCCAUCCUCGAGAGUGGCAGGACCUUCUGCUCGGCCUCGGGCAGCUGUGGGCAGAGAGCAGCAGGACAGUGCGGCCUGGACCAGCCAGGGGACGACUCCUGGCCGGCAGGGAACAGCGGCCUGCCUGCUCCUAUGUGCUCGGAGUUGUUCACCACGGCCGAGUUCCAGCCCCUGGACCCGACCCAGGAGCCCAUCUUCCCCCCGGAGCUUGCACGGAUGGCAGAGAGCCCAGAACGACACACACUGACCUUCCGUGGGGACAGAGUCACCUGGGUCUCCCCUGGGACCCUGCAGGAGCUCCUGGGGCUGCGGGCACAGCACCCCAACGCCCCGCUGGUGCUGGGCAACACGGCCCUGGGUGAGUGGACGCCGCCCAGGGCUCCCGGCGCCACACCGGACGCGGAGGGGCGCCAUGGCCCAAGCCUCGGGUGGCUGCCAGGCCCGCAGGGUCCAGGCGCUGUUCGCAACUCCCGGCCAGGGAGCCGGCUGAAGGGUUGUAGGACAGCCAUCCGCCCAGCGCCCCCCCACCCUCUGUCCCCAAGAGGCCCCAAAGCCCAAGCAGACCCUUCGCCUGACAGACAAGAAGCCCAGGCGCAGGAGCUGGAGGCCCUCUGCCUGGGCUGGGGUGCAGGGUGCCCAGCAGAGGAACUGCAGAGCUCAGGGCGGCUGUGCCAGAUCAGGCGGCUGGGCGGCGAUGCCUUUGCCCUGCACUGCUGCCCCAUCAGGCUGAGCCCUGAGUCACGUGGCAGCCGUGGUCAGCAGAGAGCCAGGGCCCUGGAGGACCCGCCCUCCUGUCGCCGCUGUGGUCCUCCUCUCCACCUCGGUGGCCCGGCUCCUGCCUUGGCUGCGGGGAUCCCUUGGGGCCCCUACGUAGCUCCAUCAAGCCGAGCUUGCCCAGCCGGUGUCCCCAGCAGCACCCCCUCCCCAGGCCUGACCAUUGGCGCUGGCUGCAGCCUGGCCCAGGUACAGGACAUCAUGGCCAAGAGCAUCUCUGAGCUCCCGGAGCAGAAGACGCGGACGCUCCGAGCCCUCUCCAAGGCCCUGCACAGCCUGGCCGGCCAGCAGAUCCGCAACCUGGCGUCCUUAGGGGGGCACGUCGUGAGCCGGCACAGCUACUCCGACCUGAACCCUGUCCUCGCUGUGGGCCGGGCAGCCCUCAACCUUCGGUCCGAAGGGGGUGCAAGGCUGGUCCCCCUGGAUGAGCACUUCCUGGCUGGGGAGGCAAAGGCAGGCCUGCAGCCUGGAGAGAUCGUGGAGUCCGUGCACAUCCCCCACACACGGCAGAGGGAAUUCGUGUUCGGCUUCCGGCAGGCUCAGGCCCGGCAGAACGCCGUGCCACAUGUGAGCGCUGGCAUGCGCGUGCUGUUCAAGGAGGGCACAGACACCAUUGAGGACCUGAGCAUCGCCUAUGGCGGGGUGGGCACCACCACCGUCAUGGCGCCACGGUCCUGCCAGCAGCUCCUAGGCAGGCCCUGGACGGAGGUGACACUAGACGAGGCCUGCAGGCUGGUGCUGGGUGAGGUCGCCAUGCCCGGCUCGGCCCCCGGCGGCCGGGUGGAGUUCAGGAGGACCCUGCUGGUCAGCUUCCUCUUCAGGUUCUACCUGCAGGUCCUGCACGAGCUGAAGAUGUGCUGGCUCCCCCGGCCCCUGAGUGACAGCUGCUGGUGUCCCCACCUCCCAGACCGGUUCCUCAGCGCGCUGGAGGACUUCCCGGUCACCGUGCCCCGGGGCGUGCAGACGUAUCAGAGUGUGGACCCUCAGCAGCCGUCCCGAGACCCCGUGGGCCGCCCUGUCAUGCACCUUUCGGGCCUGAAACACGCCACGGGGGAAGCUGUGUUCUGCGACGACCUCCCCAGGGUGGACAGAGAGCUGUGCAUGGCCCUGGUGACGAGCAGCAGGCCUCACGCGAAGAUCCUGUCGGUGGACCCGUCCGAGGCCCUCAGGCUGCCCGAGGUGGUCAGUGUGAUAACAGCCGAGGACAUUCCAGGCACCAACGGCGCUGAGGACGACAGGCUGCUGGCUGUGGAUGAGGUGCUGUGCGUGGGCCAGAUCAUCUGCGCCGUGGUGGCAGAGACAGACAUGCAGGCAAAGCGGGCGGCUGCAGAGGUUAGGGUCACCUACGAGGACCUGCAGCCCAGCAUCUUCAGCAUUCAGGACGCCAUAAUGCACAGCUCCUUCCUGUGCCCCGAGAAGAAGCUCGAACGAGGAAGCGUUGCGGAGGCCUUUGGGGAAGUGGACCACGUCGUGGAAGGAGAGGUGCACGUCGGGGGGCAGGAGCAUUUCUACAUGGAGACGCAGCGGGUGCUUGUCGUUCCCAAGGCUGAGGACCAAGAGCUGGACAUCUUCGUGUCCACCCAGGACCCAGCCCACGUGCAGAAAACCGUGUCCUCGACCCUGAACGUGCCCCUCAACCGGGUCACCUGCCACGUGAAGCGCGUGGGUGGAGGCUUCGGGGGCAAGGUGGGCAGGCCGGCCUCGCUGGGUGCCAUCGCCGCGCUGGGCGCAGUCAAGACUGGUCGUCCUGUUCGCCUCAUCCUAGAUCGUGAAGAGGAUAUGUUAAUAACUGGGGGAAGGCACCCAUUAUUUGGAAAAUAUAAAGUGGGCUUCAGGAGCAGCGGGCGGAUCAAAGCGCUGGACAUCGAGUGCUACAUUAACGGGGGCUGCACGCUGGAUCACUCCGAGGUGGUAACAGAAUUUCUCCUACUAAAGCUGGAAAAUGCAUAUAAAAUCCGAAACCUCAGGCUCCGGGCCCGGGCGUGCAGGACCAACUUGCCGUCCAACACGGCCUUCCGCGGGUUUGGCUUCCCGCAAGGCGCACUGGUAACGGAAUCGUGCAUCACAGCCAUGGCAGCCAAGUGCGGUCUUCCACCAGAGAAGGUCAGGGAGAAGAACAUGUACCGGGCCGUGGACAAGGCUGUCUACCAGCAGGCGUUCAGCCCUGAGCCCCUGGCCCUCUGCUGGGCCGAGUGCCUGGCCCGGGCCGACCUCCAGGCCCGACGGGAGCAGAUCGAUGCCUUCAACCAGCAGAGCCGCUGGAGGAAGCGAGGCAUCGCCGCUGUGCCCAUGAAGUUCUCCGUUGGCUUUGCAGCCUCCAGCUACCACCAGGCAGCGGCGCUCGUGCAUGUCUACACAGACGGGUCUGUGCUGGUCACCCAUGGCGGGAACGAGCUGGGGCAGGGGAUCCACACCAAGAUGCUUCAGGUGGCCAGCCGCGAGCUGCAGAUCCCCAUGUCCCGGCUACACAUCCAGGAGACCUGCACGGCGACCGUGCCGAACACAGUGGCUACCGCAGCGUCCAUCGGCGCUGACGUUAACGGCAGGGCUGUGCAGAAUGCCUGUCAGACCCUUCUGAAACGCCUUGAGCCCAUCAUUAAGAAAAAUCCGGAAGGCAUCUGGGAAGACUGGAUAGAUGCAGCAUUUGAACAAAGAAUCAGCCUCUCGGCCACUGGAUACUUCAGGGGCUACAAGGCCUUCAUGGACUGGGAGAAGGGGGAGGGAGACCCCUUUCCAUACUACGUCUUCGGGGCUGCCUGCUCUGAGGUGGAGAUCGACUGCCUGACGGGAGCGCACAGGAAGCUCAGGACAGACAUCGUCAUGGACGCCGGCUGCAGCCUGAACCCAGCCAUCGAUGUGGGUCAGGUGGAAGGUGCCUUCCUCCAGGGCGCUGGCCUCUACACCUCGGAGGAGCUGCACUACUCGCCAGGGGGCGCCCUGCUGUCCCGCGGGCCCAAUGAGUACAAGAUCCCCACCGUGGCCGACAUCCCCGAGGAGUUCAACGUGACUUUGCUGCCGUCAUCACCGUCACAGACCCAGCUCACCAUCUACUCGUCCAAGGGCCUCGGGGAGUCCGGGAUGUUCCUCGGGUCGUCUGUGUUCUUUGCCAUCGGCGACGCGGUAGCUGCAGUGCGCAGGGACAGGGACCUUGCUGAGGACUUCACGGUGAGGAGCCCAGCCACGCCGGAAUGGGUGCGCAUGGCCUGCGUGGAUCGCUUCACCGAGAUGAUCCCGAGGGACGACCCUGGGACGUUCAAGCCUUGGUCUGUCCCUAUCGCAUAACCCUCCACCGUCUCCUGAGAGGUGAGCUCCCCAUAAGGUACGUGACAAUCACACUAGGGGAGACAAUGACAGCAACCCCGUCCCAAAGAAAACAGGCAGCCAGCUCCACGGUCCCCACGCUCUGCUCCCCAUUGUGCCAACUGCACAGCCUCUCAUGCGGCCUCCUGAAUCCUCCAACACGAAGUAUG